AUGGCGAACUCGAAAGAGAACACUCCCACCGGGAGCCCGUCUCCCUCAGAAGAAAACUUAAGCGACAGUCUACCAGGCACGAUAGACAAGUCGCUACCCGCUGAAGGUAGGGACAAGCCUGUCCCUACAAGAAACCCAUCUUUCUCGCCACAGAGAUCCGUCUCGCCGCGAAGAUCGACUUCGCCGCAACGAUCUCCUCCGCCAAGAAAGGACGAGAGCCCCCUCCGUCCGCACCACGCCGCUCGAGAAAAUCUUCCUCGAGCGACAAACCCCGCAGCUCGAAGAAAUCCUCCUCGAGCGAGAAGAUCCUCAAACUCAUGGAGAAUCUCGUCAAGCCACUCGCCGACGGUUUCGAGUCAAUGCGAGCACAGCAGAAAAAGACUCAGGAACAGGUGGAAGCCCUAG
Microthlaspi erraticum is the source of this 405-nucleotide messenger RNA. Lineage: Eukaryota; Viridiplantae; Streptophyta; Magnoliopsida; Brassicales; Brassicaceae. The record is from the annotation of a GenBank genome assembly.